Molecule: messenger RNA, 1300 nt
Organism: Ipomoea triloba (trilobed morning glory)
Lineage: Eukaryota; Viridiplantae; Streptophyta; Magnoliopsida; Solanales; Convolvulaceae
Product: mitochondrial dicarboxylate/tricarboxylate transporter DTC
Exons: 6
Coding region: 90-989 (299 amino acids)
Molecular function (GO): oxoglutarate:malate antiporter activity
Source: RefSeq, a predicted model, not a curated record
CCUUUCCUUCCUUCGAACCCUCGAGAGCUCCACUCACCCUAACGCCAUUCUUUCUACCUCUGUUAUCUGAAAGCAGAAAUCAGAGAAAAAUGGGAGAUCAGAAGCCCAAGCCCGCCACCGGAGUCUGGCCCACCGUCAAGCCGUUCGUCAAUGGAGGCUGCUCUGGUAUGCUCGCCACAUGCGUCAUCCAGCCUAUUGACAUGAUCAAGGUGAGAAUACAACUGGGCCAGGGAUCAGCAGUAGAUGUGACAAAGAACAUGCUAAAAAAUGAGGGUUUCGGUGCCUUUUACAAGGGUUUGUCUGCGGGGCUGCUUAGACAAGCUACAUAUACAACUGCUAGACUGGGAUCAUUCAGAAUUUUGACAAACAAGGCUAUUGAAGCAAAUGAUGGGAAGCCCCUACCUUUGUAUCAGAAGGCGUUGUGUGGGCUGACUGCUGGUGCAAUUGGAGCAUGUGUUGGCAGUCCAGCUGAUUUAGCACUCAUCCGUAUGCAGGCUGAUGCUACCUUACCUGCUGCCCAACGGCGUAACUACACAAAUGCCUUUCAUGCACUUUCUCGCAUUGUUGCUGAUGAAGGAGUUUUAGCCCUCUGGAAGGGUGCUGGGCCAACUGUGGUGAGAGCAAUGGCACUGAACAUGGGGAUGCUUUCCUCUUAUGAUCAAAGUGUGGAGUUCUUUAGGGAUUCCCUUGGUUUGGGUGAGGCUGCUACUGUCCUAGGUGCCAGUAGUGUUUCUGGGUUCUUUGCUGCUGCUUGCAGUUUACCAUUUGACUAUGUCAAAACACAAAUACAGAAGAUGCAACCAGAUGCUCAAGGAAAAUACCCAUAUACUGGUUCUUUUGACUGCGCCAUGAAAACAUUGAAGGCGGGAGGACCUUUGAAAUUUUACACCGGAUUUCCAGUGUAUUGUGUUAGGAUUGCUCCCCAUGUCAUGAUGACAUGGAUAUUCCUUAACCAAAUCCAAAAGAUUGAGAAGAAUAUGGGAUUGUAGUUUCCCAUGACAAAGAAAGAUCACACAAGUUGUGCUCUACCGCAAUAUUAUCAUAUUUGUACUAGUUCUACUUCAUGCUUUUAACCCAACUGAGGCUCUCCAUUUAUAUCUCUAUUGGUUAGAGCAGAAAUUUGGAGUUCCUGAGAUUUCUUUUGAAUUACUUUUUUGAGAGGAAGUUUGCUGAAAUUUUCCAGAGAAUUUUGUCAAAAAUAAUGCAUGUACUGUGUUCUCAGCAAUACGAAUUGCAUUUUUUUCCCUGCAUCAAAAUCAUGAAAAUGAGAUGGUAAUAAAUAGCAGUCUAUUUUUGUUCA